Aspergillus mulundensis is the source of this 501-nucleotide messenger RNA. Its product is annotated as peptide-methionine-S-sulfoxide reductase. The transcript has 2 exons. Bases 1 to 501 code for a protein of 166 amino acids. Gene Ontology annotation, molecular function: peptide-methionine (S)-S-oxide reductase activity. Lineage: Eukaryota; Fungi; Ascomycota; Eurotiomycetes; Eurotiales; Aspergillaceae. The record is from RefSeq and is a predicted model, not a curated record.
AUGGCGAGCGCAUCUACGCAGACGGCAACACUCGCCGCAGGAUGUUUCUGGGGCGUUGAGCACCUCUUCCGCAAGGAAUUCGGGCAGGGCAAGGGCCUGCUCGAUGCAAAGGUCGGAUAUUGCGGAGGCAACACGGCGUCGCCGGAUUACCGGGCUGUUUGUACGGGGGAUACGGGGCACGCUGAAGCGCUCCAAAUUACAUUCGACCCGUCGCUGGUGAGCUACCGCUCGCUGCUGGAAUUCUUCUACCGCAUGCACGACCCAACGACGAAGAACCGGCAGGGUCCGGAUAUCGGCACACAGUAUCGCAGUGCGAUCUUUACGCAUGGUGAGGAGCAGCACAAGCUCGCGGAGAGUAUCACAGAUAAAGUGAGCAAGGAGUGGUAUAAGCAGGCUCUUUCGACGGAGGUUAUUCCUGCGGGCCAGUGGUGGAAUGCGGAGGAGUAUCAUCAGCUAUAUCUGCACAAGAACCCGUCUGGAUAUGAGUGUCCUGCUCAGUAA